AUGGCCACUUCCCGCGAUGCGCUUAUCCCUCAGGCGGAUAGAAUGUUUGACGGUGCAACGCACAAGUUGGACGUAUGGAGUAUCUUCACCCCCAACAACCUCCCUCCAGAUACACUGAAUCUUGGUCAGGGAUUCAUGAACUGGGCUCCUCCCGAAUGGGUCAGAGAAGAACAACACAGGAUCAUGGACACCGAUGUCAUGUCGAAUCACUAUUCCCAAACCCGAGGCAGACCACGACUUCUGAAAGCGAUCAGCAAGCAAUACUCCAAGACGUUUGGGAAUCUUGUCAAGGAGGGCAGAGAAUUGACGAUGGAGGAGAUCGUUGUGACCGCGGGUGCAAACUGUGGCACCUUUGCCGCACUCGUCGCCCACAUCCAACCUGGAGAAGAAGUCAUCGUUAUCGAACCCUACUUUGACCAAUACUUUGCUUCCAUACAUUUCCAAGGUGGAAAACCCGUCAUGGUCCCUCUGCAUCCUCCGACUGGAUCGGGAGAGAAAACAGGCGCAGAUUGGACCCUGGACAUUGAAGAGUUCCGAGCGGCAUUCACGUCAAAGACAAAAGCAGUCAUCGUCAAUACGCCCCAUAAUCCUACUGGAAAAGUCUUCUCGCGUCAAGAACUGGAAGAGAUUGCAAAGAUCUGCGUGGAGAAGAAGGUCUUGGUUCUCUCCGAUGAGGUUUACGAUUGUCUCCUAUACGACGGCACAAAGCACGUGAGGAUCGCAGAGUUGCCAGGCAUGUGGGAGAGGACCUUGACCAUUGCAUCGGCUGGGAAGUCAUUUGCCUGUACUGGAUGGCGUGUAGGCUGGGUCAUUGGACCGCCUGCACUAUGUGCCGCCACGCUCGCUGCUCACUCCCGAAUCGUCUUCUGCACCAACACACCCCUCCAAGAGGCCGUAGCGUAUGCCUUGGAAACGGAGACUGAACACAACUUCUUCGCCGAUCAGCUCGCAGCAUACACUGAACGACGUGAUAUUCUUUGCGGAAUCUUUGACGAGAUUGGAUUGUCAUACACCAAGCCUCAGGGCGCAUACUACCUCAUGGUCGACUUCAGUCCAGUGAAGAUCCCGAAAGACUACGCUGUACCACCCACUUGUCAGGGAAGAGGAGAGGACUUCAAGAAGGCAUGGUGGUUGGCUCAGGAAAUCAAGGUCGCGUCCAUCCCCAUCUCCGAGUUCUACGCCGCAGAGCAUGCCAAUAUAGGGGAACGAUUCCUCCGAUUCUCCUUCUGCAAGGAUCCGCCUCUGCUCCGUGCCGCUGGCGAGAGGUUGCUCAAGUUGAAGGAGUACAUGAAAUAG
Molecule: messenger RNA, 1296 nt
Organism: Kockovaella imperatae
Lineage: Eukaryota; Fungi; Basidiomycota; Tremellomycetes; Tremellales; Cuniculitremaceae
Product: pyridoxal phosphate-dependent transferase
Exons: 6
Coding region: 1-1296 (431 amino acids)
Biological process (GO): biosynthetic process
Cellular component (GO): cytoplasm; mitochondrion
Molecular function (GO): L-kynurenine:2-oxoglutarate transaminase activity; pyridoxal phosphate binding
Source: RefSeq, a predicted model, not a curated record